UCUGAUCUCCAGCACUGACCAGCGAUGCUAUCAGCUAUGGAGGGCUCAGAGGGAGGAGAAGAGGAAAUCUUGCACUAUCAGGAAACAGAAGAUGACAGCGUCAGUCCCACUGACCUUUCGGAGCUGCUGAAGGGGGGGACUAAGGAAUCCCACGACCGUGCGGAGAACACUCAGUUUGUCAAAGACUUCCUGAAAGGACGGAUCAAGAAGGAGCUCUUCAAGCUGGCCACUGUGGCACUUUACUUCACGUACUCUGCUCUGGAAGAGGAAAUGGAUCGCAACAAGGACAGCCCAGUCUUUGCUCCGCUUUAUUUCCCCCUAGAGCUUCACCGGAGAGAGGCGUUGGCCAAAGACCUGAAAUAUUUCUAUGGAGAAGACUGGAAAGAGAAGAUCCAGUGUUCAGAGGCAACUCAGCACUAUGUGGACAGAAUCCAUCAUGUGGGACAGCACGAGCCAGAGCUGCUGGUGGCUCAUGCUUACACACGCUAUAUGGGGGACCUCUCAGGCGGCCAAGUGCUGAAGAAGGUAGCCCAGAGGGCUCUGAAGUUGCCCAGUACUGAGGAAGGGAUCCAAUUCUACGUGUUUGAUAAUGUUUCCAAUGCACAGCAGUUCAAGCAGCUCUACAGAGCAAGGAUGAAUGCUCUGGACUUAGACAAGAUCACCAAGGAAAAGAUCGUGGAAGAGGCCAACCGAGCCUUCAGAUUCAACAUGCAGGUGUUCGAUGAACUGGACAAGAUUGGCAGGUCGCUGACAGAAGAAGCCCAGGAUGGAGGCUUUCCAGUCCACGAUGGAAAAGGAGACUUACGCAAAUGCCCUUACUACGCAGACAAAUUAGGCACAGUGGGACCCGGCUGCCCCUAUCACGCUGGUGUGGCCCUGGCAAAGCAGCCCCUGGUGCAGCUGAUCCUGGCAGCCUGUGUGGCUGUGGCAGCAGGAGUUGCGGCAUGGUACAUCAUGUGA
This is a messenger RNA of Mesitornis unicolor (brown roatelo), 960 nucleotides long. It is a transcript of the gene HMOX2, whose product is annotated as heme oxygenase (decycling) 2. The transcript has 5 exons. Gene Ontology annotation, biological process: response to oxidative stress; heme catabolic process; heme oxidation. The coding region runs from base 25 to 960 and encodes 311 amino acids. Gene Ontology annotation, molecular function: heme oxygenase (decyclizing) activity; heme binding. Lineage: Eukaryota; Metazoa; Chordata; Aves; Mesitornithiformes; Mesitornithidae. The record is from RefSeq and is a predicted model, not a curated record.